CCUGCCUCUAUGUGCUCUAUGGCGCAAAUCCUAACCUCAAAUCACCUUCAAUCUUCAAUCCAAUCCAUAAAAUAAAAACUUGCCAGAUAAGUUUUUCAGUUGAGUGGUCUCGUGAUACAAACGCUAUCAAGGUUAAUUGAAAUGGUAAAAUUUUCGAGACCUUUUUACUAAAAAUAAAAUGUUCGAGCAUUCUAUUAAAGUACCAAGGCACUAUAAAAUUGCAGCUAAUAUUUUAAAAAAAGUUUCCACAGAAGGCGGCAGCGUUAAAACUUUAUUGUACGAUAAUAAACUUCGUCAUUUCAGAACUAACGUGCUAUUCGCACUUAUAACCGAAACUAUAAAACAUGCUGCACAUAUUGACAAAAUCUUUGAUAGUUGUAGUCUUCUUAAAAAUGAAUCACGAUUAGAUCCUUGGCUAGCAAAAAUUUUAACAGCGGAAUUGUUGUUUGGUAAAAAAACUUUACCAGGGAAAAGUAAACCAGAAAAAACAAUAUUAUCAUACAAAGAGCAAUUUGAAAAGUAUACAGAUGACCAUGAAGAUGAUUUGAAGUCUAAAGUUGUUCGCAGACCGAGAUAUGUACGUGUUAACACGAAUCUUUUGACUACAUCUGAUGCGAUACGAGCCUUCCAGGAUGAAGAGUAUUACUUCAUAAGAUGCACGGCCGGCUCCUAUGAUGACUUUCUCAAACAAAUACAAAGCCUUACCGAGUAUGACUUCACACAGGAUUACCAUGUGAAGACUGUGUUUGUUUUUUCCCCUGGUACCAAAUUUCAUGAACAUGAGUUGUAUUUGGAGAAUAAGAUUAUAUUGCAAGAUAAGGCAACAGCUAUGGCAGUCCAUCUCUUGUCUGCACCUUCUGGUAGCGUGGCAUUGGACAUGUGUGCCGCACCUGGUAUGAAGACAACGCAAUUAGCUGCAUUUAUGAGAAAUGAGGGAAAGAUUUAUGCCGUGGAAAGGAAUGAACAACGUUAUAAGACGUUGUGUGAAUUCGUAGAAAAAACCGGAUCAAAGUGUGUUGAAACAUUACACAAAGAUGCCUUGGAGAUAAAACGAGGCGACUACGAUGACGUGGAAUACAUACUUUUAGAUCCUAGUUGUUCUGGUUCAGGGAUGGAAUUUUGCGUUCACAACUAUAUCGAAGAUACGAGAUUAGCAAAACUAACAUCAUUGCAAGAAAAGUUUUUAAAACAUGCAAUGAAUUCAUUUCCUAAAGCAAAGAGGAUAGUUUACAGCACCUGUUCAUUGUAUCCAGAAGAGAACGAAAGAGUAAUCACGAAUGUUGUAAAAACAUCAAGAGCCAAAUGGAGAGUUCAAGAUGUUAAAGAACUAUUGAAAGGACACUGGAAUAAUUUCGGUUCAGGAAUGUACGGUAGUAUUGGUACAAGAUGUUUAUACGCAAAACCAGAAUCAGAUUUGACUACUGGAUUCUUUUUAGCUGUAUUAGAUAGGGAUCCGAAAGAUUUAGAAAAGAAAGAAUGCCAUGAAAACAAUUCAGAUAAAGAAAGUAGAAAAGAAAAGAAAAGUAAAAUUAACCAGAACAAUGAUAAUGAUAACAGUGCUAAGGAUAAGCAUAAUAAAGCAGAGCAUUUGGAAGAUAAGGAAAUUGCUGAGUUCAGAAGCGAGGAUGAAAAUAAUAGAAUUAAAAAAAAGAAAAUGAAAAAAUCUAAACACGACAAUGACUGUUUAGAUACUAGAAAUGAUGAAAAGGAUAUAAGCGACGUUUCUGAAGACGUGAAGAAUAAAUCUAAAAAGAAGUCUAAGAAAAAAUCGGAGCCUGAAAAACAUGAAAUGAAAGUCGAAGAAGUAGAAAACUCGUUUGAUGAUACAAAAGAAUCGAGUAAGGAAAAAAAGAAAAAGAAGAAAAAAGACAAAAGUAAGGAUAUAAAUAAUACAGAAAAUAACGACUCCAGCGAACUGCCUGAAAAUAUCAAUGAUGAAGGAGAAAUUCAAAAGAAAAAAAGGAAACGCGAUUCGGAUACAACAAUCCAUGAAUCAAAUAAUGAUUGUUUAAUGGAUAAAUCAAAGAAGAAAAAAAAGAAAGAUAAAUACUUAAUGGUCGAAAAUGAUGAUAAUAAUGAACUGAAAGAGCCGAAAAAGAAAAAAAAGAAAAAGAUUUAUAGUAGUUAAUGAGAACAUUAUGAUGAACUUACAAUAAAUGACAAAUUAAAAUUGUUAUUUUAUUGUCAUUUUUUACAGAAAAGUGACAAAAAGUUUAAUUCCG
Molecule: messenger RNA, 2222 nt
Organism: Papilio machaon (common yellow swallowtail)
Lineage: Eukaryota; Metazoa; Arthropoda; Insecta; Lepidoptera; Papilionidae
Gene: Nsun5
Product: 28S rRNA (cytosine-C(5))-methyltransferase
Exons: 6
Coding region: 179-2128 (649 amino acids)
Biological process (GO): rRNA base methylation
Cellular component (GO): nucleolus
Molecular function (GO): methyltransferase activity
Source: RefSeq, a predicted model, not a curated record